CAUCGCGAACGCGGCGGAUAAAAUAUAGCACGAGUCUAGCACUAUAUACAUAUAUAGUAUAUAUAUAUUUUUUAUGACAAUUUUAAAGUCGAUCAAAUAUUAAGGGCCUUCAGUUUUUAAAUAGUUUGGAAUUUAAAUUUGUGUGAAGAAAAGGGAUAGCUGGAACCCAUUCAUAAUCCCAAAAAAAGUAUUCUAGAUUUAUAUAAUCGAAAAGUGGGCAGCAGUUGUUAAAGCUUCGAUCGCACUCGAAAUGGGCGUUAUUCCGGAUAUACGUCAGCUGGUGACGCUGGACUUUGAGGUGUAUGGACACGUGCAAGGUCUGAAUCUAACGAAAGAUACACGCGAUCGCUGCACCAAGGCAGGCAUCACUGGAUGGGUGAAAAACAGCAAGCAGGGCACAAUUGUCGGCAAGAUGCAGGGCCCCAAAGAUGAGGUGGACAAGAUGAUCACCUGGUUGUCUACGGAGGGAUCGCCGGGCUGCGAGAUCCAACGCUGCGAUCUGCGGAAUCAGAGCAAUCUCAACCGACUGGACUACAAGGAUUUUGCCAUUAGAUUUUAGAUGUGUUACAGCUACGGCAUCAUCACAUCGGCAUAUGGUGCGGUGUGGCGUGUAGUUUUUUGUGUUUGUUCUGUGCACUAUUUUGAUAAGUUUGUAAAUACGAGUAAAUAAUUAAUAAAAACGCUUUAAGUCCC
Molecule: messenger RNA, 693 nt
Organism: Drosophila obscura
Lineage: Eukaryota; Metazoa; Arthropoda; Insecta; Diptera; Drosophilidae
Product: acylphosphatase-2
Exons: 3
Coding region: 251-559 (102 amino acids)
Molecular function (GO): acylphosphatase activity
Source: RefSeq, a predicted model, not a curated record